AUGGCAACACAGUCUGCUGCUGCUUCGUCUGUAUCGCAGCUGGCUGGUCAGAUAAAUUCUAUCAAUAACUCCCGCACUAUAGCAGAAAAUCCUUUGUUCGAUGCACAAAUGUCGGUCGACGUUCGUUUACCCACACUCUCAUUGCCGGUAUUUAGUGGUGAUCGAAAACAGUGGAAUUCUUUCAAAGAUUUGUACGUCAGUUGUAUUCAUGAAAAAAGACUCAAAGACUCAGUGAAAUUACAGUAUUUGCUUUCUCAUUUGGACGGGGAUGCUAAAAAAUUGGUUAGUGCCUUUGCAAUCACGGAUGCAAACUACAUACAGGUGUGGCGCAAAUUAAACGAGUAUUAUGACAAGAAAAAGUAUACCGUCGCGGCUUUGGUGAAAGAGUUUAUUAAACAGCCGCCGGUAACCAUUCCGUCUCUAGUCGCGCUUCGAAAGCUCGUUACAACGUCGGAUGAAGUAAUAAGACAAUUGAAAGCUCUUGGUGAAGCGUACGAAAAUCGCGAUCCGUGGUUGAUACACCUGCUUUUGGACAAGCUUGACCGUGAAACGCGUACACAGUGGGCUCAAAAGCUUGUCGAUAUUGAAAAUCCUAGCUUUUCUGAGUUCCUCACUUUUCUUGAGCGAAGAUGUGAUGCAUUAGAAACCUGCGUAUUAUUCACUAAAAAGGGAAAUGAUACCGUAAAGAAGGAAAGUGAUCGUAGGAGUGAUACAAAAUCCGCUUUAUCGGGCAAGCCGAUUCAAAGCUUCCAUACCUCAACACAGCUCUCUUGUCCGAAUUGUCAGCAAGCUCACACUAUCUACCAGUGUGCCAGCUUCAAAGAAAUGGCCGCAGGAGAUCGCCGAGAUUUUGUGCAGAAAUCAAAACUGUGCUUCAAUUGCCUCAGGGCAACACAUGUAUCAAAGAACUGCAAUUCUACAACAAACUGUCAAAAUUGCCAUCAAAGGCAUCACACACUUUUGUGCCAAAACGCAACAUCAUUAGUACACUUCGCUCAACAAACUGAAAUAUCUGAAAAUGAACAGGAAGCUUUGCCUGUAAUGUCCAAGCAGGAGUCUACCUUGACUUCCUACGCUACUAGCAUUCGGGCCAACUACUCUAGAAAUUUCGAAAGUUUGCUACCAACAGCUGUCAUCAAGGUCUUGGGGAAAAACAAUGUUUUCCACGAAGUUCGAGCAUUAGUAGAUUCUGCUUGCAUGAGUUCAUUGAUCACGAAGCAAGCCUUUCAACGUCUAGGAUUGAAUAGACGUAACGCCAACGUUCUCGUCAGCGGUAUAAAUUCAGGAAAGCCCAGCCGAACGGAAGGUGCAGUAACAUUACAAAUUUCGUCUCGAUUUAAUGAUGUGAUCGUCAUCACGGUGGAAGCGCUGAUCCUGAAUCGGCUCGUGCCUGACCAACCGGCUCACAAAUUUGAUGUUGAUUUUUGUAACCUGCGUGGCGCAUCCCUUGCAGAUCCCAAUUUCAAUAAUUCUUGCAAGGUCGAUCUUUUAUUGGGCAUCGAAGUUUUCUUUUCCAUUCUAGAACCAGGUCAACUGAUGGAUCCUCGAGGCUAUCCAAUUGCACAAAACUCCAUCUUUGGCUACUUAGUUGGUGGCCGAUUCAGUGCCGAAGCGGAGACCAGAUCCAAAAGAGUAGUGAGCCUAACUACUGAAGUUAAUCUAGAUCGAACACUGCGACAGUUUUGGGAACUAGAGGAGCUGCCAAAGGCAAAGCCGCUCUCAAAAAAAUGA
This is a messenger RNA of Sabethes cyaneus, 1731 nucleotides long. RefSeq lists its product as uncharacterized. The transcript has a single exon. The record is from RefSeq and is a predicted model, not a curated record. Bases 1 to 1731 code for a protein of 576 amino acids. Lineage: Eukaryota; Metazoa; Arthropoda; Insecta; Diptera; Culicidae.